UCUCUCUCCGUACACCGGCUUUAGUAGUUAGUCUAUUUUCACGCUUUACGCAAAGGGAGACUGCAUUCACGGGUUGAGGUUUUAUCGCUCACCGUUGUGCGUAAAAAGGCGCGUCCUCGUCCUUGCUGGCUCUCACGUUAUCACUAUAUCCUUAGGGGAGGCAAAUAAAAGGUUUUGCCAAAGCCCAACAGUGAUGCAAAGUCUGGUAGGUGACUGUUCUCACCAACAGUGCACAUGGUUUUGACACGGACCCACAUGUCACUCGGACUAGCGCUGGGACCUGCGCACUUGGUUGUAUGACUUAUGUCGUAAAGCUUGUGCAUAUAUAUUUCAACACACAAUGUUUUUAAAAGAUGCGGCACCUGUUUGCGAAUGUUGCAGAAAACGGGUAGAGGACUGCUUACCUUGCUGUUGAUGGUGAUGGAGUUGAGCCGGCCAGGCCUUUCGUCCCCACUGAGGCCAAUCUGUGACCUGAGGGUCCUGAACCAUUUCAUUAAGGAAGCACAAGAUGCAGAAGUCGCUAUGAAGUCAUGUAGAGAAGGCUGUAGCCUGUCAGAGGCCGUCACUGUUCCACAAACCAGAGUCGACUUUGAUGUCUGGGAGAAGAAAAAUGGAUUAGAGCAAGCCCAGGAGGUGCAGUCUGGCUUGUGGCUCUUACAACAGGCCCUCGGCUUGCUACGGACCUCAGUCACCAACACAGCUCUGCACAGUCACAUAGAUAACUCCGUCAGAAACCUGCUCAGCAUCAAUGCUGUGCUGCGUAGCCUCAACAUCCAGGAAUAUACCCCGCCAGCAAGUGCAGCGGGGCUUGAAGGAACAUGGAGGGUGUCCUCUGCAACAGAUUUGCUUCAAGUCCACGUCAACUUCCUGCGAGGCAAAGUGCGUCUCCUUCUUUUGGAUGCACAGGCUUGCCACCAAGAUGUCAGCUGAUCUCCCUACUCCAGGCGAAGCGAAUUUGUGUUUACGAAGGCAAGAGGAGGGACUCGACACUGUUGACCUGCACGCUGGCUGCUGGAAGCAGAGAGAAAGUGGAAAGAGAGAAAGAUGCAGCUGUCCUCACAUAAGGGGAAGAAGCUGAAAGGAGAGGACAGUCCCAGCUAGGCUUUGGAUGGACAGGAAGAUGAUGCACCUUAGAAUGUAGAUGUGAAACAUAGACAUGGUGAAGCACACACUGACCACAAUGAGGCCUAUGGGAAGCACUGCUCCAAUAGCUGUUCUACUGGCACUAUCUUGCACUUUGUGUGUGGAUGUACUUUUGUUUGUGCGAGUUGAGACUGCAAGUUUAAAUCUGUGUUUGUGUGCAUGUUCCCUGUGUUUUUUCUACCCCUACACUCACCUCUUUAUAGUAAAUUGUGGAGCGAAACACCCAGAAAAUAUUGAUUGCACCUGGAAAGGUUGCAACAGGGCCUCCAUUUCCAAUACGACUGCAAAAAGGCCAAAACAAAUAAGGCCUCCAGUACAAGCCUUUACCUUGUUUCAACUCUGCCUCACAUUAGUCUCUACUCUUGGAUUUGUUUUUUGUUGCAACAAAUAUUUCUAUGUAUUUGUAAAAGUUGUGCGAUAACUAUUUAUACAGAUUUUCUACUUUUAAACUCGUCUUUGUAUUUUUUAGUGUCUUAAUAUUUUAGUAGAGCUGUCAUUGCCUUGCUCUCUUGUGUAACACUGGACACAAUUUCAAAGCUUUGUUGACAAUAUUUGCAAUAGCACGCUGCUGUCUUCCUUUUUUUUUUGUUAAAUAAAGAUUGUAAGUAGCUGCCUAGCUGUUCACAUCGUAUGUCCCUUCCCACAGAAUGAAGGAUUAAAGAGUUGAAGCGGAGGUUCAGUUACAGUGGACGAGGCAGCAAGAGGUCGGCUGGUUGGAGUUACAUGAGAACUGUGAAGCUGAUUUGUUAUCUGUGUUUUUGUUGCUGCCUCACUAACACUCAGCCAGUCUUGACACAUUGAAAGCCAGACUGUCCGGAAAAAUGCUGUUUGGCUUUUACAAUUAACAUCAUGUGAGGCUGCGAUUGCAAAUAGUUUUCCAGAAUCUGACGUAAGCUCCGUUUCUUGUUCGUCAUCAAACUGCAGGCAUGCAAUUAGUUAGCCCUGGGAACUUGAGGCUUUGUAUAAAAUUGAUGCACAACUCUUUCAGACCGGUUAAGUGUUCUUCCUUGUUUUUAAAUGUUGUUGUGCAAGUGCAAAAGGAUGUUUGUACAUGUUUUCUUUCCUGUUAUUUUUGUGUUGAUUUGUCCCAUCACUGUAUAAUUUGCUAUUUAAAUACAAAAUAUUAUUCUUGGAUA
Molecule: messenger RNA, 2279 nt
Organism: Cottoperca gobio
Lineage: Eukaryota; Metazoa; Chordata; Actinopteri; Perciformes; Bovichtidae
Gene: epoa
Product: erythropoietin a
Exons: 5
Coding region: 373-930 (185 amino acids)
Biological process (GO): nucleate erythrocyte development
Cellular component (GO): extracellular region
Molecular function (GO): erythropoietin receptor binding; hormone activity; cytokine activity
Source: RefSeq, a predicted model, not a curated record